Molecule: messenger RNA, 1080 nt
Organism: Truncatella angustata
Lineage: Eukaryota; Fungi; Ascomycota; Sordariomycetes; Amphisphaeriales; Sporocadaceae
Exons: 3
Coding region: 180-818 (212 amino acids)
Cellular component (GO): membrane
Source: RefSeq, a predicted model, not a curated record
CAUGUGGACUGACGUUGGGUCUCCUGUUAAUAAUUCGUGCUUCUAGUUCUCAGCUCCCGACGUUGUCGUUGUGCAAAUCUAAAACUUCCAGCUCUCCUCUACUCUGAAAGUCAGCAAGACAAUCAAGAAAUAUAGUGACAGUUCUUGUUGACUCCUGAUCUCCAAUCUAAUCAAGCAUCAUGGGUUCUGCUUCUAAAGUCCUCUCUGUGCUUGCUCGUAUUUCAGAACUGGUGUCCUCUGUCAUUGUUCUGGGGUUACUGGGUCGAUUCCUCUACCUUUUAAGCGAGGCAAAUGUGUAUGCGGAUUCCAGGAUCAUCUACACCACGGUUGUGGCCUCUAUCAGCGCAUUUGUUUCAAUCAUUCUGUUCAUUCCUUUUACAUACUCAUUCCUCGCCUUCCCUCUUGACUUCAUAUUAUUUGUUCUAUGGCUCGUGGCAUUUUGUCUCCUGGAAGCGCUGACCGGGACCCAUGCUUGUUCUGCAAGAUGGUAUUGGAACUACUGGGGGUAUUAUUGGGGGGGGUAUUGGAGGGAUCCAAUCGUUGUGGGAAGUCCUGCGGAUAUUAAUUGGGCGGGAUGCUCGUCCUGGCAAGCUGUGCUUGCGUGGACGUUUAUAUCAUCCAUGCUGUUUUUACUCAGUUCCUGUCUGGGAGCUUAUGUUGUUUUGAAAUACCGAGAAGAAAAGAAGGAAAGAGGUACAAUUCAUAAUGGCACAGUAAAUAAUGGCACGGAAAAGAAUGGCACAGUACAGAACGGCAUAGUACAGAAUGGUACAGUACAGAAUGGUGCAAUACAGAGCGGCACCCGGGAUCACGUCUAAACGUCAUUCCUGCGAUAAUGGUGAUAUUACGACCAGAAGGUUGCACAAAGCAUGGUAGGAUCCCCAUUUAUGUAUCGGGCAAUUAUCGUAUGCGGGUUCGAAGAUCUGGGAACGAGUACAGGCGAAAAGAUGAGAGCUAUCGCUGGUGCUGCCUGAUUCAUAGGAUUGGUUGUCACUUUCGAGCUGAGUGUAUUGGUAUGGUGUCAAUUCCACUACUGUCAUUUAGGCGCAUGAGCCCCAAACCUGAAAUUUGCCUCAAGAA